CUCGCCUGGUGAGAGUGUUGGUCAAGUGACAAGAACUAAACGACAUUCACGACGUCGUGAGAAGGACUUGGCGAAUCUAGGUUUCACAAACGCAAGCCACUCGCCCCAUAUGAGCACACCUGGGUCAGACCGGCCGUGCAAAGUCUUGCUGUUCGGCCUAGGAGCCAUUGGUGGUUUCUACGCAUACAUACUAGGCAAGAACAAGAAUGUAUCACUGUCCGUGAUAGCAAGAUCGAACUACGAUGCUGUGAAGCAACACGGCUUGAAGAUCGACAGUGACGUCCAUGGGAAGUGCGACGUGAAUAUCGAUCACGUCUACAAAUCAAUACCAGACAUUGCCAACACAACUUUUGAUUUCAUCGUCUGCGCUCACAAAGCCAUUAAGCCCGCCACAAUCCCUCCCCUCUUCAAGCCUAUCACCAACGACCAGACGACAUUCGUCAUAAUCCAGAAUGGCGUCGGCAACGAAGAGCCCUUCCGCACAGUUUACCCCUCGAACAGCAUAAUCUCCUGCGUAGCUUGGACCGGCGCAGUACAAAAGACCCCCGGCAUCAUAACCCACAGCACGAACGAAAGCCUCUUGAUCGGCAUCUUCCCCAAUCCGACCCUCGACCCAGAUCUCGAACAGACCCGUCUCCAAACCUUCGCCGACCUCCUAAAGCAAGGAGGAACAAACUACACCAUCGAACCUGACAUCCAAAUCGCUCGCUGGGAAAAGGUCGUCUGGAACGUAGCCUGGAAUCCACUCACAGCACUAACAGGCCUUCCCGUUCAAACCUGGUUGGAGACUUCUCCCGAAGCAAGAACGUUCACGAAGCAAUUGAUGGAAGAUGUCAUCGCUGUGGGGCGGAAACUCGAUGUUCCGUUGAAAGACGGAUUGGCAGACGAGCUGAUCGCGCGGGUGAUGGCGAUGAAACCUUUGAUCUAUAGUUCCAUGUACCAGGACGCGCAGUCGGGAAGACCAUUGGAAAUGGAUGUUAUUGUCGGAUUUCCAAUGCGGAAAGCAAAUGAGUUUGGAAUGGAGGUGUCCGCGCUGAGGGCCAUAUUCGCUUUGACGAAUGCGGUCAAUUCGAGGCUGACGAGUGGCUCGGAAGGCUGAAAUCAGUUGGGAAGUUCGAGACGCUCAGUGUUGGGGAGAGCGUUGUUCACAGUGAAGUUGUGCAGUUUGAGUGCGCUGAUAUAAAACCUUUGCGCGGCAUAGGUUAUUCUCUGCCUCUUCGGAGACCGGGGAACAGAUAGAAGUAGUCGACAUCUCAAUAUGGA
Messenger RNA from Cercospora beticola, 1263 nucleotides. Its product is annotated as ketopantoate reductase family protein. The record is from RefSeq and is a predicted model, not a curated record. Gene Ontology annotation, biological process: pantothenate biosynthetic process. Gene Ontology annotation, molecular function: 2-dehydropantoate 2-reductase activity. Lineage: Eukaryota; Fungi; Ascomycota; Dothideomycetes; Mycosphaerellales; Mycosphaerellaceae. Gene Ontology annotation, cellular component: cytoplasm.